AUGGCUAACGGAGAUAGAAAAGCCAUUACACUAGCAAAACAAGGUCACCAAGUCACCCUGAGUGAUUUGUCCGAGAAGAGCUUGAACAUUGCAAGAAGGAAUGCAGAGAAAGAAGCUGUCCAGCUCAAUGCCAUCAUCCACACAAACGCACUCGGUAUCUCACAGCACGCCCUCCUCAAAGCUGCCCAUGGCUCGUUUGAUAUCAUGCUAUGUCUCGGCCCAUUGUACCACCUCAUCGCGCCUGCGGAGCGCGCAAGCGUGAUCCAAAACUGUAUCUUGCUGGCCAAAUCCGGAGGUUACAUCCUACUCGCAUACGUGACAAUAUACGCCCACCUUCGCGAUCUAGCGAGCCGUGAGCCCUCGCGUUUUGCGCGUGAGUGGCAGUUUUACAGCCAGUAUCUGCAUAGCGGAGCGUACACGCGAAACCUAGCCACCACGUCUUUCCAUGUACAGCCUGCAGAUCUCUCGAAAGAGUUUGCCGCUUUCCGGGAGCAAGUCGAUGUUGAGAAGAUCUUGAGUUGUGAGGGGUUUCUUGGAUCGGGGGGCGCAAAGGGGUUUGCGGCUUUGGAUGAGGCGGAGAUGAAGUGGUGGGUUGAUGUGGUGAUGCUGAGUGCGGAUCGCGUGGAAACGUUGAAUUCUGCUGAUCAUUUGCUUGUGGUUUUGCGUAAGGGGACUUAGUUAUUUAAUUU
This is a messenger RNA of Bipolaris sorokiniana ND90Pr, 689 nucleotides long. RefSeq lists its product as uncharacterized. NCBI's taxonomy places the organism in Eukaryota, Fungi, Ascomycota, Dothideomycetes, Pleosporales, Pleosporaceae. Bases 1 to 678 code for a protein of 225 amino acids. The transcript has a single exon. The record is from RefSeq and is a predicted model, not a curated record.